AUGCGUUUCCAGAUGAUCCCCCUUCUUGCUGUCGCCAGCUGCGUGACUGCAAGCCCCAUCGAGCAUGAGCCUCGUGCAGCAGGUUGCAGCUCAUACACCAUCAUCAACACCAGGGGAACUGGUGAGGUUCAAGGCCCCUCAUCUGGUUUCAGAACCAUGAACUCUCGAAUCACCUCCCAAGUCUCGGGCGGAAAGAUUUACAACACUGUAUACCCUGCCGACUUUAGCCAGAACUCGGCAUCAGGAACUCGCGACAUCGUCAGGAAGGUCAACAGCGUCCUGUCUUCCAACCCCAACGAGUGCUUCAUUCUCGAAGGCUACUCUCAGGGUGCUGCCGCUACCGUCAACGCCAUGUCACAGCUGACUGGAAGCGCCAAGGAUGCUGUCAAGGGCGUCUUCCUCAUCGGCAACCCGCUACACAAGAGAGGUCUUGAGUGCAACGUAGACAACAAGGGCGGCGACACUACCAAGAACGUGAGCGGAAUCUCGGCAUUCGGAGGUGGUGGUAUUCCUCAGGACUGGGUCUCGAAGACUCUCGAUGUCUGUAUUUAUGGUGAUGGUGUUUGUGAUACCACACACGGCUCCGGUAUUAAUGGGCCUCAUCUGCAGUAUCCAAGGGAUUCGUCCACUCAGAACCUCGGAACUGAGUAUGUUGUGAAGCAGCUGACUGGCUCUAACUAG
This is a messenger RNA of Fusarium venenatum, 681 nucleotides long. Its product is annotated as cutinase. The record is from RefSeq and is a predicted model, not a curated record. Gene Ontology annotation, molecular function: hydrolase activity. NCBI's taxonomy places the organism in Eukaryota, Fungi, Ascomycota, Sordariomycetes, Hypocreales, Nectriaceae.